UAGUCUCAUAAAUGGAUUACCUUGUAAAAUGUAUAUUGUAUACAUAUAAAAAUAUAAUAAAAUCAAUGAAAAUAAUAAGAAAUUAUAUAAGUAUGAGCCACGAGGUAGGUAGGUGCCAAAGUAAUUAUUAAAUAAUUUAAUAAUUUAAAUAAGGUAAAAAUUUAAGGCCACGCCUGUAUAUUUUCUACUUAUGUUGAUUCACUUUGAUAAACCAAUCUUUUUUUUAUGUAUUAGUGUAUUACCUACCUAAGCGUUUGUCUAUGUGACCAUAUCUGCGAGGACGGGGUUAUCAAGGAUAGUUCAGAGUAAAAGUUAUAAAUAAUAAAAAUCAGUUGCUAUUAGAUGAUUUAAUUGUUGCCUACUUUCCUAACUGCAGGUAUUGUCCUAUCGUGUGAUUUCAUUUACCUACUCUGCUACUCGUUAGAAGUGAAAAAUGACCGUUCAACCGGAUAGAUCUUCAAUAGAACAUUUAAAAUGUAAAUACAAACAAUUUCCUGAAAAAUUUAUGCUCGGUACUGCUUCUUCAGCAUAUCAAAUCGAAGGUGCAUGGAAUAAUGAUGGAAAAACUGAGAGCAUAUGGGAUCGAGUCGCUCACACUAAACAAGAAUUAUUUGCGGAUGAUUUAGAAUCAGACGAUACAAAUUUUCCAAAUGUAAAUAUGAUAUCAGAAAAUAAAUUCUCAUGUGUAUCGAAAGGAAGACCUAUGUACAGAGUAAAAUAUAAACAACACCGUGCUGCCCCUAUUACUGGGGAUAUUGCUUGUAAUAGUUAUUAUAAAGUUGAUGAAGAUGUUAAGCUUCUUAAAGAACUUAAGGUCCAAUCAUAUCGAUUUUCAUUAAGUUGGCCACGUAUUUUACCUAGAGGCGAAGAUAGUUACAUUAAUCCUGCCGGUGUUCAAUACUACAAUCGACUUAUUGAUAAAUUGAUAGAGAAUAAUAUAACACCUAUAGUAACAAUUUAUCAUUGGGACUUGCCGCAGUGUAUACAAGAUUUGGGAGGGUGGUGUAACAAACAAAUAAUAGAGUUCUUCACUCUUUAUGUUCGAGUGGUUUUCAGAACGUUUGGCGAUCGUGUGAAAUAUUGGAUAACUAUCAAUGAACCUUACUUGGUAUCAGAAAGCUACGGAAAUGAAGCCGGUGCACCUGCAUUAAACAAAAGUGGUUAUGGGGAUUAUUUAGCCAUUCAUCAUACAAUAUUAGCACACGCAACUGCUUACCAUAUAUACAACCGAGAAUUUAGACCAUUGCAAAAUGGUCAGAUAGGUAUAAGCUUAAACAUGGAAUGGUAUUAUCCAAAAAAUGUAAGUUCCUUAGAAGAUCAUUACGCUGCUCACCGUGCUCGUAUGUGGCAGUUUGGAGUUUUUGCACAUCCGUUAUUUUUCGGAGACUAUCCUGAAGAUGUAAAACAAGGAGUUAUGGAAACUAAUCAGUUUUGUGGAAUAUCAUUGAAACGACUGCAUGAUUUUAGUGAAAAUGAAAAGUAUUUAAUCAAAGUACCGUUUCGAAAAUCGAAAAAUGACCUUUCAAAAGUACCAGCUCAAGAACAUAUCUUCAGAAAAGAUGCUACAUUUGAUACUUUUGAGCAAUAUUUUAUUUUGAACUCAGGAACAUUAGAUUUUUUGGGUAUCAAUCAUUAUUUUUCGGUACAUGCAACUAAACUACAAUCAACUCAGCAUCAAUCAUUAAAGACUCGAGAUUCUAAUUUUGAAUUAUCAUUAAUUGAAGAGAUUCCUUAUUCAAAUCCGACGUGGAUAAAAGAAACUCCCAAAGGCAUGCGUAAUUUGUUGUGUUGGAUUAGAGAUACAUACGGAAAUCCUAAGAUUAUUAUUACUGAAAACGGCGUUUCAGACAAAGGACAAAACGAAGACGAAGACGCAUUAAUUAAAAGAAGAUAUCAUUAUGGCUAUUUAAGUGCUGUUCUCAAUGCAAUAUACGAGGAUGGGUGUAAUGUGAUUGGUUAUGAAGUCUGGUCAUUUUUGGAUUCAUUAGAAUGGUUUUUUGGAUACAGGGAAAAAUUUGGAAUGUACAGAGUUGAUUUCAAUGACCAGAAUCGUUCAAGAUAUCCAAAGAAAUCAUUACAGUUUUUCAAACAGUUAUUUCAAACGAGAACCUUACCUGAUGUAUUAAACGAUUUGUAUUGUGAAAAUAAUUGUGAUAGGGGAUAGUGAACUUAAGCCUAGAGAAUGUAUA
Acyrthosiphon pisum (pea aphid) is the source of this 2189-nucleotide messenger RNA. Its product is annotated as myrosinase 1-like. The record is from RefSeq and is a predicted model, not a curated record. Gene Ontology annotation, molecular function: beta-glucosidase activity. Bases 434 to 2164 code for a protein of 576 amino acids. NCBI's taxonomy places the organism in Eukaryota, Metazoa, Arthropoda, Insecta, Hemiptera, Aphididae. Gene Ontology annotation, biological process: carbohydrate metabolic process. The transcript has 12 exons.